AUGGGGACGGGCGCGUCCUGGCGGGAGCAGGCCCAGGCCCAGGCCCCGCUGAGUCAGAAGAACUACUUAGUGAAGAAUCUGAAGAGGUUUCGGAAGCAGUUAGAAAGAGAAGCAGGAAAGCUUGAGGCAACAAAAUGUGUCUUUAUUCCGAAGACCUUCAAAAUACCUUCAGAGUACUAUUUGUUUGUGGAAGAAUUUUGCAAGAAUCCUGGCAUCACUUGGAUUCUGAAACCAGUAAGUAUGUCACAAGGUGAAGGAAUUUUCCGAAAAUUGGAGGAUAUUAUUGAUUGAAGAAGGGCAACAACCAAGUUUUUUACUUUUGACUUGAGAGUUUAUGUUGUAGUGACAUCUUACAUCCCACUGGAGGCCUGGUUAUCCAGAGGUGGAUUUGCUCGCUUUUCUAAUACACAAUUUACGCUGAGUAGCAGAGAUGAUCACUAUAUUCAUCUCACAAAUGGGGCAGUGCAAAAGACUGUAUGUGAUUAUGAUCCCAGGAAGGGCUGCACGUAGGUGAUUCAGCAGCUUGGACAGUGCUUGACCACCAGGCGUGGGGCAUGGUCUGUGGAAGUUCUCUUUGUGGAUAUGGACAACACUUUCAUCCACAGCCUCCAGAGCGUUCAGGUGAUCAGCAGUGACAAACACUGCUUUGAGCUCUACAGCUGUGACAUCAUGAUCCAUCAGGAUCUGAAAUACUGGCUUCUGGAGGUGAAUGCUUCACCCUCCCUCACUGCCAGUAGCCAGGAAGACUGUGAAUUCAAGUGUCGUCUUCUCAAAGACACACUUCGUAUUGUGGACAGGGAGAGCAGGCGGGCAAAGAUGUUUAUUACCUUGUAA
This is a messenger RNA of Charadrius vociferus (killdeer), 834 nucleotides long. RefSeq names its product tubulin tyrosine ligase-like family, member 9 (gene TTLL9). The record is from RefSeq and is a predicted model, not a curated record. Gene Ontology annotation, cellular component: cilium. Gene Ontology annotation, biological process: microtubule cytoskeleton organization; protein polyglutamylation. Gene Ontology annotation, molecular function: tubulin-glutamic acid ligase activity; tubulin binding. NCBI's taxonomy places the organism in Eukaryota, Metazoa, Chordata, Aves, Charadriiformes, Charadriidae.